CGCCCCCUGUGUUGGUUCAGAGUGUCUCGAGCAGCCUUUAAAUUCUGGGAGGUCCUGGUUGUCAGCAGCAAGGAGAGGAGGCGGGGAGAGCGGCAUCCAGUGCAGCAUCAGCAUCGCCUGGGACUGGACUCUUCUCAGCUGCCGCAGACCAAGGAAGAAUCAUCACCAUGAAACUUGCAGUGAUUUGCUUCUGCCUCUUGGGCAUCGCCUCCGCCCUUCCAGUUGGACAGACUAAUUCUGGCAGCUCUGAGGAAAAGCAACUUAACAACAAAUACCCGGAUGCUGUAGCCACAUGGCUAAAGCCUGACCCAUCUCAGAAGCAGACUUUCCUAGCACCACAGAGUACUGCAUCUUCUGAAGAAACUGACAACUUCAAACAAGAGACCCUCCCAAGUACGUCCAAUGAAAGUCCUGACCACACGGACGAUGUGGAUGAUGACGAUGAUGACACUGUGGACAGCCAGGACGUUGACUCAAAUGACUCUGAUGAUCAUACCGAUGACACCGACCGUUCCGACGAGUCUCACCAUUCUGAUGAGUCUGAUGAGGUGGUCACUGACUUUCCCACCGACAUUCCAGCAACCGCAGUUUUCACUCCAGCUGUCCCCACAGAAGACACACAAGAUGGCCGAGGUGAUAAUAUUGGUUAUGCACUGAGGACAAAAUCUAAGAAGUUCCGCAGAUCUGAAAUUGAGCAUCCAGAGGCCAUGACACAUGUGGAAAGUGAGGAGGCGGACGAGGCACACAAGGCCAUCUUUGAUGCUCAGGGCCUGCACACGGCUUCUGACUGGAACAGCCAGUGGAAGGACAGUCAGGAGACGAGUCAGCCGAGUGACCACAGCGUGGAAACCCACAGCCAGGAGCAUUCCGAAGAAUACAAGCUGAAGGCUGAUGAUGAGGGCGACCGGCAUUCCGAUGUGAUUGAUAGUCAGGAAAAUUCCCAAGUCAGCCCUGAAGUCCACAGCCAAGAACUUCCUAGCCAUGAAGAUAAGCUAGUCCUAAACCCUAAAAGUGAGGAAGAAGACACACACCUGAAAUUUCGCAUUUCUCAUGAAUUAGAUAGUGCAUCUUCUGAGGUCAAUUAAAAGCAGAAAAAUACAAUUUCUUAUUUUGCUUUUAGUAAAAAGAAAAAAUACACUAUAGCGAGGUGGGAGAGAAUAUGAAAUGCUUAUUUCUCAGCUUAGUUGGUGAAUGUAUAUGUAUAUGGAUCUAGAGACAGAAUGUUUUUGAUUAUUAGUUUAGUGUGUGGCUUCAUGGUAACACCUUCGUAAACUAAAAACUUCAAGGUUUAGUCUAUGUUCUUUCCAUGUGAGAAAUGCAAACCAUCACUGCAUUUUAAUGUUUGCUACCCAUUUAUGAAUAGAAAUGUAUGUAGAAGCAAACAAAAAUACUUUUACACACUUACAAGAGAGAAUAUAAAAUUUUCUGUCACUAUGAUCUUUUGUUUUUUAAAUUAGUAUAUAUUUUGUUGUGAUUAUUUUUGUCAGUGUGAAUAAAUCUUAUAUCUCAGAUCUAA
This is a messenger RNA of Camelus dromedarius (Arabian camel), 1516 nucleotides long. It is a transcript of the gene SPP1, whose product is annotated as secreted phosphoprotein 1. The transcript is spliced from 7 exons. Lineage: Eukaryota; Metazoa; Chordata; Mammalia; Artiodactyla; Camelidae. The record is from RefSeq and is a predicted model, not a curated record. Bases 168 to 1085 code for a protein of 305 amino acids. Gene Ontology annotation, biological process: ossification; positive regulation of bone resorption; cell adhesion. Gene Ontology annotation, molecular function: extracellular matrix binding.